Darwinula stevensoni is the source of this 823-nucleotide messenger RNA. The record is from the annotation of a GenBank genome assembly. Lineage: Eukaryota; Metazoa; Arthropoda; Ostracoda; Podocopida; Darwinulidae.
AUGGCAGCAGGCGACACCGACCGAGCCAUGGCCGCUCGUACGGCAACCUCGUGUCUCGGGAUGUCUCGGUUCUAUCCCGCGCGGACCUUCUCUACGGUCCUGGCGCUUUGUCAAAAGGCGAAUGGGUCGGUCGAAGUGCAAAGUGGGGAUCCGGGUCUCGAAGGUCAUCGAAAGGUCCAGUUCGAUGUGGAGUCCCUGCAGGCUCGUGGAUUUCUGAGGAAUCAGCGCUCCUACGACCCACCACCCGAUGUGGCAAGCCAAUUGCUCAGCAUCAGUCAAGAUGCAUUGGGAUCGAGGCUCUUGAGCGAGUGGAGUGAGACUCCCCUCGCAGAUCCGCAUGACAAAUAUGCACUUUUGACACAUUGUGCUAGAGUUCUGGGUCAUGUUGUGCCUAACUCCAUGCUUCAUCAAGUCUCUUCACUCGGUGAUGUCUUGGAAUUUUAUAAGACACCAGUGGUGACAAAAAAUCCUUAUGAGCUGCUGCAGGAGAAGGACCUUCCGAAGAAUCUCCAUGUUAUUCCCAAUCCUGUCCGAUUUCAUCCUGACACAGACACCCUCUUCAAAGGGCAGACAGCCUUCCCUGGCAGAUCAACAGUUUCAAAGAGCUUGAGGUACAAGAAGAGGUACCCAGGGUAUGAUGCUCAACCUUUGCCACGGGUGUUUCAUGACAACUGACCCAUUUCUCUUAGCUCUUGUAGUGAUAAUAAAGCAGGGAAUUCAUUAUGCAAUCAAGAGGUUAUACACUAACACGAUAUAGAGAAUUCAAGUAUCACAGAUAGCAAAAUUAUAAAAAAUCAAAAACACCAAUGUCCUUCAUUUUCCC